Molecule: messenger RNA, 2204 nt
Organism: Trichosurus vulpecula (common brushtail)
Lineage: Eukaryota; Metazoa; Chordata; Mammalia; Diprotodontia; Phalangeridae
Gene: MEDAG
Product: mesenteric estrogen dependent adipogenesis
Exons: 5
Coding region: 1-957 (318 amino acids)
Cellular component (GO): cytoplasm
Source: RefSeq, a predicted model, not a curated record
AUGGCUGUGGCAGGAUGUGUGCAGCCGGCCGACUGGAGCGGGGUCGAGGAGGGCCCCCAGCCAGCCCGGCCCAGCCUGACCUCCAUCUCCUCGGGGGAGCUGCGGAGCCUGUGGACCUGUGACUGCGAGCUGGCCCUGCUGCCCCUGCAGCAGCUGCUGCACAUGCAGCCGGGCUUCUUCCAGCUGCUGGGAGACCAGCUCCUGGUCCUGGGGCCUAGGCCUCAGGAGGCCCCACGUGGGGGCUUCAACGUCUUCUGCGAUGGCUUCGUGCGCCUGGACCGGCAGCUCUACAGAGUCAGCAACUACUUAAAGAGGUAUGUGGAACUGACCAACUAUUGUGAUUACAAAGAUUACCGGGAAACCAUAUUGAGUAGACCGAUGCUGUUCUUUAUUAACGUCCGAGCAGAAGGAGACUCCUCAAAAGAAAAGACAUAUGCAUUUCUUGUGAAUACACGACACCCCAAGAUCAGAAGACAGAUUGAGCAUGGGAUGGAUACAGUCAUUUCCUCAGUGAUUGGAGAAAGCUACCGACUUCAGUUUAAUUUCCAAGAAGUGGUCAAGAAGUUUUUUCCUCCAGGAAAUGAAGUGGUUAACGGAAAAGACUUGAAUUUUGUGUACGAAUUUAAAGCCGAUGCCUUGUUUGAUUUCUUCUACUGGUUUGGCCUCAGCAAUACCACAGUUAAUAUUAGUGGAAAAAUCCUGAAUUUGUCUAGUACUAGCCCAGAAAAGAAGGAGACAAUAAAAUUAUUUCUGGAAAAAAUGAGUGAACCUCUCGUCAGAAGAAGCAGUUUCUCAGAUAGGAAGUUCAGUGUUACUUCCAGAGGCUCAAUAGAUGAUGUUUUUACCUACAGUCUGUCACCUAGAUCAUCUUUGACGGAUCCUCUUCUAGAAGAAUUUCCAAUUUCAGCAGUCCUGGAAUCCGAAGAGAGACCCAACAAAUUUAUCCGAUUUGUGUAAAAUUGUCGGAGUUUGUUUUCAGACUGAAAAACGUGUGCCUAGACUUUGGGGUCACAGCUGGAGGUGGUGGCAAUAGAGGACCUUCCCCCAUUUUUUAUUCUCUUUUCUUUCCUUAAGAGAGGUCAGUCCCUCUCCAUCCACAUUCAUCAGAUCCCCAUAGAGAGGCCUUUUUUUAAAAAAAAAAUUCUACAAGAUGUGAUGACCCAGCAGCUCUGAUUGCUAAAUCAUUUUAGAGACAUGCUCACCAGAGCUGAGGGUGCUCUCCUUUAGGCCUGUGGGAGAAGUUGUGCUUUUGGCUACCGCUUUUCUACCUCGUGGUGGUACAACCUGGAACAUUUUCUAACUUGUUUUGUGGAAAUCAUCAGAGCUAAGGGCAUUCCUACCGUGAGUUUGCCCAAUAACUGGGAACAUUCCUAUCUUAAUUCCAACCUAAGCAGGUUUAUGGUAACCACUGUGGUGACUGGUGCUCUGGUCUUUUAAACCCAGGAGUGUGAUAGAUUCUUUAGCACCAAGAACCGAGUUUGUCUUCCAUGUUGCUCAUGUAAAAUAUCUAAGUUGGUAUUCUUCUGGAGGGUUAGUUUGACGGAGAACUGUACCCCUGUCUGGAAUGUGAACUCCUCAGACCUUCCCAGGUUCAAAGUGACCUGAGUAGCCCGGGAGGUGGUAGAGUAAAGGAAGAGGAAUAUUGGAUUUGGAGAUAGAAUACCUGGGUUCAAGUCAUAGCUCUGCUUGUUACAGCUUGUGUUGUGCCCUUCUCUGGACCUCACUUUCCCCAUCUGUAAAGGGAGGAGCUUGGAUUAGGUGGCUUCUAAGAACCUUCCAGCUUGAAAUGUGUGAUCUUGAAAUCCUACAAAGCUAGGUGAUACCCCGUGUUGAGCCGUGAAGGUAAUGAAUACUUUAAUUUUCUCCUUCAUUCAAAACAGUGCAUGAUUGUUAUUUUCAUACUUUGAAAGAGCUUAUAGCAAUCUGAAUACUAGAAACUGAAUGGAAGAAGUGUUAUCUCUACCACAAUGCUUUUUAACUGCAAAAAAAAAAACAAACAAAAAACCCAAACAAAACCAAACAAAAAAAUUGCACUUUCCAGCUACCUUGAGAUUUUCAAGAAUUAAGAUCAGUCCAAUGCAAUAAACAUUUAUUAGGAACCUACUGUGUGCCAGGUACUGUGCAAAGCAGUAGCGAUAUAAUUAAAAUUAAAAAAGUCUCUUCCCUCAAGGAAGUUACAGACUAAAGUGGGAGACAAUAGACAA